Messenger RNA from Coffea arabica (coffee), 1594 nucleotides. The record is from RefSeq and is a predicted model, not a curated record. NCBI's taxonomy places the organism in Eukaryota, Viridiplantae, Streptophyta, Magnoliopsida, Gentianales, Rubiaceae.
AUGGCGUUCCUUAAUGGGGAUCUUGAAGAAAAGGCAUACAUGUGUCAACUUGAGGGUUUUGUCAAUAAUGACAACAACCAACUUGCUUCUCAAGAGCUUAGCUUUUUUGCAGCUGGCAAUGAUUUUAGGCACUGGAGAAAGAAAAUAGUGAAGAUGGAAAUAAUUCUGAUUCUAGCAGUUAUUCUAAUGAUAAUGAGGACGAAAGGCCGGAGAGCAAAUCUAUCACCACCUCUUGGCCUCAAAGUUACAGAUUCUGUAUUUAGCAGUGAAGCACUUGGUUUCUUGAAGCUUACUCCCUUCUUCGCAAAACCUCUAUUACCACCAGUAGCAGAUGCACGUCGGCCACCAGAAAGGCGUAGUUCACAUUCUCUGCUGCCCUCCAUUCAAGGGAGGCCUUCCUUAAGAAAAGCAACUGCUGACAAGAAAUCAUCCAAGGUCUCACAUGAGGUUUCUCUUCCUAGCCAGAGUUCAUAUGGACAAGCUGUGGUGAAUGGCAUAAAUGUUCUUUGUGGUGUUGGAAUUCUUUCAACUACUUGUGCUGUCAAAGAAGGUGGAUGGGUUGGGCUCUCAAUUCUGUUUAUCUUUGCUGUUGUUUCUUACUACACUGGGAUUCUCCUGCAUUCCUGUUUGGACAGUCAACCUGGGCUCGAGACUUACCCGGAUAUUGGCCAUGCUGCCUUUGGUAAUGUGGGACGUAUUGCUACAUCUGUUUCACUCAUGCCAGAUCCAAAAGCUAGAUCAUAUUUAUGCAGCCUCUUUGUCACUGCUGCUUUGAUUUGUUGCGUAUACUUCAUCGGAACUGCAUUCCUUGCGAAGGAUGACAUGGCGGACUUUGUUUCUCCUCUUUCCCCUCUUUCAAGAGCUGUGUUGCAGGAUUUUGGUAGCAUUUUACUAAGUGCAACAAAUAUUAGUUUCGAAGAAUUGCAAGAUCUUCAACAUUCACAUUUGGAUAAUCUGUACUGUGGUAUAUUAGAAGAGAGAUGAUGUCAAGAUGUGGUAAAAAUUUAGCAAAAGCCUUAGUUAUAUUGAUUUAACAAUUUUUAAAGAAGACAGAACCUAAUUAUUCUUUAUUGCUAUCCUUUGCUUUUUAGGUUUCUAUAACCCUCUAUAAAGCAUGCAUCAUGAUAUAUUGAUUUAUGCCUUUUAACGUGCCUUCGCAUCGCGCUACUGUAGUUAUUAUUCAAUAGAAAAUGUUAGCCAAAGGCUAUCAUUCAGGAGAAAAUAUUCACUACAGAAUCAACUGCCGUUACUCCAUUUUUUGUAUCAGUACAUAGCUGCUCUUAUAAACUAAUAAUGUAUAUUGCUUUUGCGUGUUAACCAAGGAUAUUUUCAAUCAAUACUUAACUGCUCUUAUCAACUAAUAUAUACUGCUUUUGCAUGGGAGGGAACCUUACUAACAGGUCUCAAGCUCCCACGCCUUGCGUGGGAAGCAGACCCUAGUAUUUGUAUAGAUUGGACUGUGAUUUCUAACUUCUUGCUGGUGUUGUAAUAUGUGGGCCCAAAUUAUAUGAGGUUCUUAAUGAAUUGUAAUUUUUGUCUUAAUAAUCUAAGUCUCAUUACUUGUUCUUUAUUAUUGUACUCCUCCCCUUACCUA